This is a messenger RNA of Phacochoerus africanus (Common warthog), 1865 nucleotides long. RefSeq names its product ubiquitin protein ligase E3D (gene UBE3D). NCBI's taxonomy places the organism in Eukaryota, Metazoa, Chordata, Mammalia, Artiodactyla, Suidae. The transcript is spliced from 10 exons. Gene Ontology annotation, biological process: protein monoubiquitination; protein polyubiquitination; protein autoubiquitination. Gene Ontology annotation, cellular component: cytosol; nucleus; ubiquitin ligase complex. Gene Ontology annotation, molecular function: ubiquitin protein ligase activity; cyclin binding; ubiquitin conjugating enzyme binding. The record is from RefSeq and is a predicted model, not a curated record. The coding region runs from base 186 to 1352 and encodes 388 amino acids.
UGCCGGUGACCGCCAGAACCAGUCUCGCGGCGGCGCACUCUCCGCCCGUCUGGUGGCGCUGUGGGCUGGCGAGUAGCCGAGCAGCGGAGCUCCGGAUCCACGACGCCGGCGCCUCCGCUGCCGCCGCAGCUCCAUCUCCGGCUGCACGUGUUGCCGCUGCGAACCCCGGGCCCUGGUCGCCCGCAAUGGCGGCGGCUGGGGCGCAAGUGCGUGUGUUCCUGGAGGUGCGGAGACAGCUGCAGAGCGCGCUGCUGAUCCUGGGAGAUCCAAAAGAGGGACUUCUGCCCAUGGAUGUUUCUGUGAUGCCAUCCUGGCUCCAGAUGAAAACCCCCGGAGGCUGCACAGAGCUCCAGCUUCCAGCAGAGGUCAGGCUUGUGCCGUCGUCCUGCCGCGGGCUGCAGCUUGUGCCUGGGGAUGGGCUGCACCUGCGGCUGCAAGUGCAGGCAGAGCCCUGUACAGAACUGAUUUCAGUAUUUAAUCAAAGCUCACAAGCCCACGAAUGUUACACAUUUUAUUGCCAGUCCUGCGGUGAAGUCAUAAUAAGAGACAGGAAGCUCCUGAGGGUUCUCCCCCUGCCAGGGGAAAACUGGGGCACCCUGGUUGAAGAGUGGUGUUGUCAUCCUGACCCCUUUGCUAAUAAGCCACUUCAUCCACAAGAGAAUGACUGUUUUACUGGAGACACUUUCUUCUUGGUGAAUUUAAGAAGUGAUUUGCAGCAGCCAAGGCCCGAAGUAGCCCCAGUGGAGAUGUGCUGUCUUUCUUCUGAGAACCAUUUAAUGAAACCAAAGGCAAAUACCAAAGUAGUUUGUAAGCGUUGCAAGGUAAUGUUGGGAGAGACUGUGUCAUCAGAAACCACUAAGUUUUAUAUGACAGAGAUAAUUAUUCAGCCAUCUGCAAGAAAAUUUCCCAUCAUACCAAGGUCUCAGUUUGUACAGAGCGUUAUUGCCCAGUGUCUGAUGGAACUCUCCUCUGCUAGAAGCACUUUUAGAUUCACUAUUCAAGGUCACGACGGCAAAGUGUACAUCCUGCUGUGGCUUUUAAACUCAGACAGUUUGGUGAUUGACUCUUUGGGAAGUUCAACAAAUAUUAAAAAAUUUGCUCUGUUGGAAGACGUAUUGAAGGCCAAUUCCAGUUCAGCCCGGAAUGCUGUCAAGGUCCUCUACCAGCCAUGCAUCAAAAGCAGGAACGAAAGGCUUGCCAGCUCAUGGGAAAGUGACAUCAGCGUGCAUGCCCUCACCCUGCCCUCUGCGACCUGCCUGGAGCUGCUGUUGGUAUUAUUAAGGAGUAGCGCCACUCUGCCUGCGUCCCUUCGCCAUGUGAAUUCUUUCCAGGUGGCCUUUUUGAAGAUGUAACCAUGGGAGCCAACACAUUCCUGUCCACAUCCCAGGCUGCUCUGGAGGCCAGCCAUCAGCCCAGCGGGCAGCGGUUACAGAGACCAGAACCCAGCCACAGAUUGAGAGCAGGACACUGCAGUUUUGAGUUUACUUGUUUGCAUAUAUUCUCUAACAGAACAGUUAACUUGAAAUCUUUGAAAAGCCAAGGCUGUGAAGAAAUCAUAGAAGUAGGUUGAGAGAUAAGUAUAGAAUUUACACCUCUAUUUCCCACCAAGAGGAAUAUUCAAAUAUGUCAGCACCACCUGAGGAGGUCAAGCUGUGCCGAGAGGGGCUUCACUGAUGGAAGUGGAUGUUGGCUGCUGUACACCCUAGGACAUAAACCUUCUGAAAACGUCUCAGGUUUGUGUAACAACAUUUUUUUUUAAAUAAAAUAUGGAACUUUGUGUACUUUAUUCAGAAGAGAUGCUCAGUAAAUAAAUAUUUGUUGAAUGUGUGACUCUCAAAUUAAAGGGUUUCCCAUUUAUGCCAAUA